CCACAAUCAUUCAAAACAUCUAUGGGUGUUGAGGGAAGUAGCUGCCUGAGUGUUGCUGCUGAAUUCUUCAUGAAAAGUAACUUCAAUUAGUGUUGAUCUUGGAAAGGCAGCAGAAGACUCCGCCAUGUCUCCGGUCAACGCUGGAUGCUUCCUGCUGCUGCUGCUGUGUGCACAGUCACUCGGCGCACCUCCUUCGUUCAGUGUGGAUUACAAGAACGACUGCUUUCGUAAAGAUGGCGAACACUUUCGGUACAUAUCUGGAAGCAUCCAUUACAACAGAAUCCCCAGAGUCUACUGGAAGGAUCGUCUGCUCAAGAUGUACAUGGCAGGACUGAACGCCAUCCAGACGUACAUUCCCUGGAACUACCACGAGGAGUCUCCAGGUCAGUACAAUUUCAGUGGAGACAGGGAUGUGGAGUACUUCCUUCAGCUGGCUCAGGAUAUUGGAUUACUGGUCAUCCUUCGGCCGGGACCCUAUAUAUGUGGGGAGUGGGACAUGGGUGGACUGCCUGCCUGGCUUCUCAACAAGAAAGACAUUGUGCUGCGGUCUUCAGAUCCAGAUUACAUUGCAGCAGUAGAUACAUGGAUGGGAAAGUUACUCCCGAUGAUGAAGCCUUAUCUGUAUCAGAACGGCGGUCCCAUUAUCACUGUACAGGUGGAGAACGAAUACGGAAGUUACUUCGCCUGUGAUUACAACUACAUGCGUCACCUGACCAAGCUGUUCCGCUCUCACCUGGGCGAGGAGGUGGUGCUUUUCACCACAGAUGGUGCUGGGCUUAACUACCUCAAAUGUGGCUCCAUACAAGGUCUCUAUGCCACAGUUGACUUUGGGCCAGGUUCAAAUGUAACCGCUGCCUUUGCUGCACAGAGACAUGCUGAACGACAAGGACCUUUGGUGAACUCUGAAUUUUACACCGGCUGGCUGGACCAUUGGGGCUCCCCUCACUCUGUUGUGUCAUCUGCAAUAGUGGCCAAGACCCUCAACGAGAUGCUGGCCCUGGGAGCAAAUGUCAACAUGUACAUGUUCAUAGGAGGAACAAACUUUGGAUACUGGAAUGGCGCCAAUUCACCGUACUGCCCACAGCCCACAAGCUACGACUACAAUUCUCCACUCACGGAAGCAGGAGACCUCACAGAGAAAUACUUUGUUAUCCGAGAGGUGAUCAAAAUGUACCGUAAAAUACCAGAGGGACCAAUACCACCAACAACUCCAAAGUAUGCAUACGGAGCUGUCAAAAUGAAGAAGCUCCAGACGGUAUCAGAUGCCUUAGAUGAACUUUCCUUCUCUGGUCCAGUCAAAAGCUUGUAUCCUCAGACCUUUACUGAUCUCAAGCAGGCUUUUGGUUAUGUGCUCUACAGGACUAAGCUGCCUGUAAACUGCAGCAAACCAACUCCACUGUCAUCCCCUCUGAACGGGGUCCAUGAUAGAGCGUACGUGUCAGUGGAUGGGGUGGCUGUUGGGAUUCUUGAGAGAGAUAAAGUCAUAAGCAUCAAUGUGACUGGGAAGGCUGGCAGUCAGCUGGACUUAGUGGUGGAGAAUUUGGGCCGAAUCAACUAUGGAAAAUACAUCAAUGACUUCAAGGGCUUGGUGUCCAACCUGACUUUGGGAAAGGACAUGCUCAACAGCUGGACCAUGUACAGUCUCAGUAUUGAUGAAGCGGUCAGUCAGGGCCUCCUCUGGGAAACAAAGCCCAGUCCAACAGAUCCACCUAAGCCUGCUGCUCUCUUUCCUCCGACCUUCUACGGGGGAAGCUUCGUCAUUCCCGACGGCAUUCCUGACCUGCCCCAGGACACCUAUAUCAAACUGCCCAAAUGGAGAAAGGGGCAGGUUUGGAUUAAUGGCUUCAAUUUGGGACGUUAUUGGCCAACUCGAGGCCCUCAGGUGACGCUUUUUGUUCCUGCCAGCAUCCUCAGCACGGCCUCACCCAACAAUGUGACGGUGCUGGAGCUGGAAGGAGCUCCCUGCAGCCCUGCGCCAUGCACAGUGGAGUUUACAGCCACCCCGAUCCUGAAUGCAACAGUCCAGUCUGACUACAAACAGCACAGGAGAAUCUUCUCUAGAGUGGAUUUGUUGUGAUGAAAAGGGAACUUGCUGCUGCACGAUUUGCACUACUCAUUGAUAUGCAAAUAUCAAAUCAUCACUGCUGUUAGAGAUAAAUAUGUGACUGAUUUUGCCAAUUGAAGCACUGCCAAAACAUGCAGCCUGUACUAUCUGAGAGAAUGUUUUAUUUGUUUUUUUAUGUGAAAACUAAAGAACACAUCAGGGAAAUAAUGUAUGACAUGAGCAUAAAUGUAUUGUGGGACUGCCACCUUCCUUAAUGUCAAAAUUAUUUUGCAUGCACUCAAAAUCUGUGAUCUUAUAAAGCCUGUGCCUUUUUAAGUGAAGAAUAAAA
Messenger RNA from Scomber japonicus (chub mackerel), 2393 nucleotides. RefSeq names its product galactosidase, beta 1 (gene glb1). NCBI's taxonomy places the organism in Eukaryota, Metazoa, Chordata, Actinopteri, Scombriformes, Scombridae. Gene Ontology annotation, cellular component: vacuole. Gene Ontology annotation, molecular function: beta-galactosidase activity. Bases 125 to 2077 code for a protein of 650 amino acids. The record is from RefSeq and is a predicted model, not a curated record. The transcript has 16 exons. Gene Ontology annotation, biological process: carbohydrate metabolic process.